CACGUGAUUGCGACGCGUGUUACGCGACAAGACAGCUCGCGUCAUUGUGCCAGACAAUAUGCACACCUUUCCCGCAAAUCGCUUCACCUCCAACACGACUUACAGCUUGGGAAGAUUGACCGACGAGGACAGCACAGACUAAUGCCUCGCACCACCUCCGCCGAAGACUAUCAAGAACUCGGGAAAACAUACUACAAGCAAAAGCAGUACGCGAAAGCGCUGUCGGCUUUCUCAAACGGUCUCGAAGCGGCCAAAGUGCCUACGGUAUCGCUCUACGACUACCGCGCAGCAUGCCACGAGAAACUCGCCGAUUUUACCGCAGCAGUCAAGGAUGGUCGUGAAGCCAUUCGGCUGAAUAAAAGAGAUGUGAGGGGCUAUCUGAGAACGGCCAGCGCUCUACAAAAGCUGAACAGGAUGGAUGCUGCGCUGGGCAUUUACAAGUACGGCAUGAAGAAUGUACCAGCGAGUCAUCAGGACUAUAAAUUCCUCCAGAAAAUGCACGACAAUCUCACUCGCAAGCUCUCACCGCCUAAAGCCAUCGAUCCCUUCACCAUCCUGCCCGUCGAAUUAGUCGAGUUGAUUCUUGCCUAUCUCCCUUUCCGAAACAUCGUAAAUACCCUCCGUGUCAGCAAAGGGUGGAAACAUUACAUCACCGGGCGCCCAAACCUUUGGCGGGACAUUGACCUGUCUGAGGCAAGCAGGCCUGUGUCACGAGGAUUCAUGAAUAAAGCUGUGAAUUAUGCGGAAAGGGAUGUGACGCGAGUCGCACUACAUAAAUUUCACCAUACUGAUAUGAUACCACGCAUUGCGACAGCGUGUCGAAAUUUACGAGAGGUUGAGAUUUUGUCAUCGCCGGGGAUGCUUUCUGAGACCUUUGUUCAGGUGGCGCGUGGUGCUGUUGGACUCAAAAAGUUCGUCGUUAAGCCAGAUAUCACGCUCGAUACUAUCACCCAGAUCAUGAGCCAGCGGCCAACGCUCGAACAUGUCGAGUUCCAUUCUGUCAUCGGCAAGCAGGUACAUGUCGAAUGGCAAGGGCCUUUCCGGCAGCUCCACACAAUCGCUUUAAACAGCGACGCUUCGCGCACUCUGAUAGGUGGUAGAUUGUUCGAGCAAACUCCUAACCUUCAGAACCUCUCUUUGACAGGCUGGAAAUAUGGCUUCAACUUUGGAUCUGACCUUCAUCCCUACCCAUACAACACAAUCCCUGCACUCCUAACAAUUCUCGAAAUAAAACGCAUCGACCUACCGAUCUUCCCGCCUCUCCCUCCCACUUUGAAACGCUUCGUUCUUCACCCCAGCAAACCUCUCUUCUUACCCUCCGACUCUUCCGUUCUCGUCGAAAUCACACCCUCGGGACAAGCUCCGAUCACGACCGUUCCAGCAUGGCAUUACGCGCACAUUUCGCAUCUUCCGCACCUCACCCACCUCACCCUCUGUGAAAUGGGCAACCUUAACCCGUAUUUCCUCCAAAUACUACUAGACCGUUACAAGGAUCCAAAAGAAGGCGGCGAUGCAUCGCACCCUACAGCCAAUAACGGCGGCGCACCACUCCAACAUAUCUGGCUCUGCGGCGUCCUUGACCCUGCCGUCUCCGCCGCUCUCUUCAGCCCGACCGGCCUCUUCGCUGCAAGCCCCCGCAUCCUCACCCCUGCGCUGCAGUCCCUCCGCCUCCCAUCUCUCCCUUGCACCGACGACGACAUCGAGGAUUUGGUUACCAUGAAGCCUAGCGUAGUAGACUCUCUGCAAGUCGCCGAUGUGUCAUCGACGAAGAUCUCAGGCGCGAGUUUGAAGAUGCUGGUGGAUGCUGUGCCCCAAUUACAAUUCAUCAAGGCGGAUAAUUGCAGGAUGGUCAGUAGUCGUGAUGCCGUUACCUACGUGGAGGGCAAGGGCGUUGGAAUCAGCUGCAAGAUGAACGACGGGAUUGGUGCAGGUGGGGGGAAGAAAGUGAGGUAUGGGUGA
Molecule: messenger RNA, 1959 nt
Organism: Periconia digitata
Lineage: Eukaryota; Fungi; Ascomycota; Dothideomycetes; Pleosporales; Periconiaceae
Source: the annotation of a GenBank genome assembly